AUUCCAACCUGACAAAUACCCCAAAAAAAACCUUUGUCAUUCCAAUUUUAAGGUUAUGCAUGCUCAGUACAUAAAAACAGGAACAACUAUGUGUAAGUUAACGUUGUGAUGUCAGCAUUUUCAAAAGGUCACAGUUUGUGCAUCCACACAAAAACACAGUGGACACUAAUCCACAUGGAAAAAAUGAUACUUGCAGUGUGCAGUGACCUAAAGUUGAACUUUUUAAGGUGAAUUGGAGGCCAAAUUUGUGAAGGUGAGAAGAUGCAUAAAAAUAAAUGCUUCCUGCUGAUUUAUAGUACUACAGAAACAUAAUGUACAGUAAAUACUGUAAUAACCUGUUAGUGUCAGCCUUAUUGAGAAUUGCCUGGCAUCACCAACAUCCUGGAAAUUAACAGGAUGUAUGUACUUCCUCUGAAGCAUGUGAGCCAUGCACAGAGACAGCCAAUCAUGCAUUUUUGCAACAUUUUUCCCCCCCAAAAAUGUUUGAAGAUGAUUUUUCCUUGACAUGUUUCUGUGCUCCUCGGUGUAAAAUUUCAAAUCAAACCAAACCAAUCAGAAGUAAAUAAUAUAGUACAGUAAAACUCAGAUUUAAGGGCAUUUGCACAAAUGUUGGUUUUUGGUUUUAAUGUAAAAAUUAUAAUACUGUGGUUUACAGUCUAGUCCAUGUUAUGGCACCAUAAUAUUUGUAUUUACAUGUGACUAUGGUUACCCAGGCUUGUUUCAUUGGUUUAUUAGUACAGUCAUAAAAUAUAGGCUUCCCUCUAAGCAUUCAAAGACCUUUGGACUCUGUAUAUGUUUUUACCUCAGUACCAAUGGAAGCCAAAGCUAAAAUUAAUAUAUUAACAUAACGCAAAAAUAAUUAGCCCUUGGUAUCAUCUGUCUGGAAAAUUAUUAAAAAAUAACACAGUGUUGAGCUUAAUAAUCACGAAGGGACUGGUAGGCCAAGGAAAACGAUAACUGCUGAUAGGCAAGAGAAUCCCCACUGAUCUUCAGAAAAUGUUCAGUUGUCUGUGCAACAAAUCAACAGCCUUCUGGAGUCUGGUGUGCAUUUGUCAGAAACUAAUAUUCAAAGAAAACCUCAUGAACAAUGUACAGAAUGGCUACAUUGCAGUUAAAAAAAAUACUUGCUGGAAUUCUGAAAAAAAGGUCUUGUAGAUAGAUGAGACCAUUAGAUAACCUGUAUCAGAGUGAUAAUGGAAAGGGCAAACUGUGAAGACAAAAUAGAUCUGCCUACAGUCUAAAGCAUAUCACCUCACAUCUGUGACACAUGACAGGGGGUGUUAUGACUUGGGCAUGUACGAUUUCCCUUUUUCACUUUUGCAUUUUUCUUCAUUGAUGGUGUAACUGAUGAAGGCAGUAGCACAAUGCAUUGUGGGAGCACUUCAUCCUACAGAUAAUGAUCUUAAACCUAUUGCAACAUAAGGCAAAACAGGUGUUUCUUAAUGUAAAAACGGAAACUCUUGCGUGUUACCUAGCAGACAAGCAGGAGCUGAAGAUGACUGCAUAAGAGACUUGAGAAAGCAUCACUUGAGAUGAUAUCCAGCAUCAAGUGAUGUCUACAGAUGGCAGACUUCAAGCAAUCAUUUAAUAUAAGUAAUAAAUACCCAACACUGCUAUGUCCCAAACAUCAUGUUGCCCUAAAUGGGGGAUGUGAAAAAAGGAAUGUACUUCAACAUAGAAACAAUGAAAUAAAGGCAAAUACACUUAAUUCUAUAAAAAUUAAGUCAAGUAUCUUUUUAAAGUAUGGAGCAAAAGGUCAUUUAAAGAAAAAAAGCACACUUUUAAAAGAAGACAACAAAGAAGAAGAAAAAAAGACGAUGAAGAGGACAAAGAAUUCAAUGUCAUAACUGAUACUGAUAUAUGUGUUUAACAAAGAAACUCUUAUUUUUACUCUUUUCUGGAUUAAGUGUGUUAAGUCUAGCAUUAUUCCUGCUCACUAUCCCUUGUGCAUCACAGUUCAGAGGAAACAAAUGCAGCUCUUCUCUGGAACUUCACAGCAGCGUAACCUCUUUUGCAAUCUUACUCUGUGGAGGCGGGAGUUCUUUUAAAAGGGACAGCAGCACAGUGAGCUGAGCAGCAGACUGGGGAAUCUCACCAGGAUCUCCUGAAGAGCUUUUACAUUUAUUUAUUGAAGCUGUAAGGAAUAGAAACUUUUAGAAAACAUGAAUCAGACAAUUCUAGUGAUCACUGUUUUAGCUUGUGUGGCUUUCUCCAUAACAGAGGGUGCAGCUAUAUUUAUUCAGCCUAGGUGCAAAUGUACAGGCACUCAAAAAACACAAAUCAAGACUGAGAAGAUUCAAAACUUUGUGAGCAUUGCUCCUGGACCUCACUGCAAGCGCCUCCAAGUCAUUGCCACUGUGAAACAUAGGCACAUGGAGGUAGAGGUCUGUGUCAACCCCAAUCACAAGUGGGUCAAAGAAGCCAUGGCUAAACUGGAACAGAAGAAAUCUAAGUCUACAACAGUUCCACCACAGCUCCACCACAGCUCCACCACAGCUCCACCACAGCUCCACCACAGUGACAAACUGAUUCAAGAUUCAAACAACAAGAAACAGUGAAAUGCCUGAAAUGCAGUGAAAAGUCUACAACAGUUCCACCACAGCUCCACCACAGUUCCACCACAGCUCCACCACAGUUCCACCACAGCUCCACCACAGCUCCACCACAGUUCCACCACAGCUCCACCACAGCUCCACCACAGCUCCACCACAGUGACAAACUGAUUCAAGAUUCAAACAACAAGAAACAGUGAAAUGCUUAAAAUGACCAAAGAAGUUUGUUUGUUUGUUUGUUUGUUAAUUUAAAUAAAUGUUAUUAACUAUUUAAUUGUGUGAAGACUGCAGUGGCCAGUAUGUGAAAUUAACAUGAAGUUGUAUUGUAUUGUACUGUAGUAGUGUAUUUUCUUCUUUUUUAAGCACUUUAAAUAAUUCCACGUACUUUGUCUUGUUAUUUCUAUUGUUCUAUUAUGUUGUAUUUGGUUACAAAUGUUAAUAAAGUAUUUUAACAGAA
This is a messenger RNA of Astyanax mexicanus (Mexican tetra), 3009 nucleotides long. RefSeq names its product interleukin-8-like. The transcript has 4 exons. Lineage: Eukaryota; Metazoa; Chordata; Actinopteri; Characiformes; Acestrorhamphidae. The record is from RefSeq and is a predicted model, not a curated record. Gene Ontology annotation, biological process: neutrophil chemotaxis; inflammatory response; chemokine-mediated signaling pathway. The coding region runs from base 2163 to 2558 and encodes 131 amino acids. Gene Ontology annotation, molecular function: CXCR chemokine receptor binding; chemokine activity. Gene Ontology annotation, cellular component: extracellular region.